This is a messenger RNA of Caenorhabditis angaria, 8343 nucleotides long. Lineage: Eukaryota; Metazoa; Nematoda; Chromadorea; Rhabditida; Rhabditidae. The record is from the annotation of a GenBank genome assembly.
AUGUCGAAAUUUGUGCCGAAAUCGGGUAUAGUUAACAAACAAUUGGUGAAGAAGUUUGCUAAUCAACUUGGAAAUCAUGAAAAAUUGCUGGUAAUCACAGGAGCAGGCAUUUCAACAGAAUCCGGUAGGUAUUUUGAUUGAAUUGAAUAGAAAACAUGUUUUUUUGUAUUUUUGGCAAAAAAAAAAUAAAGAGGUUUUAGGGAUCCCGGAUUAUCGAUCGGAAGGUGUUGGACUCUAUGCAAGAUCAAAUCAUCGGCCAAUAAUUCAUAGCAAUUUUAUGAAAUCGGCUGAUGUUAGGCAACGAUAUUGGGCUCGAAAUUUUUUGGCUUGGCCAAAUUUCAGUCAAGCAAAAUGCAAUUCAAAUCACUACGAGGUAGCGAAUUGGGAAUUAUCAGAUAGAUUUACAUGGUUGAUCACUCAAAAUGUUGAUGGGUUACACCUAAAGUGAGUUUUUUUUUAAUUUUAUUAUUUAUUUUCAUCAAAGUUCUUUUACAUAGAGCCGGCUCAAAAAUGGUCACAGAAUUGCACGGUUCUGGAAGUUAUGUGCGAUGUAUGGAAUGUGAUUAUGUGGAGCAUCGAGACGAUUUGCAGAAAAGAAUGUUGGAGAAAAAUGCACAAUUUAUGGAGAAAUAUACGAAUCCUGGAGAGAUGGCGCCAGAUGGAGAUGUGAUGAUUGAAGCAGGAGCGGAGAAAGUGGGUAAUUUUUUGUUGAAGAGGCGUUUGUAAAGAAUUUUUGAACACCUGACAUCAUAACUUCAAAAAUGUUGUUGUAUUCUUGGUUUGUGAUACGGUGGCUGUAAAGAUAGCGCCGGGGUUAACAAACACAAAUAUUGAUCAGAAUGGUAAAUAAAAGCUCGUAAAAUAACAGAGCUUUGUGCUUUACGGGAGUUCAUGAAGCUCAAAUUCACAAUGGUGGAAAAAUUGGGAACUCUGACUAACAAGAAAAUCUUUUUUACUCAACACUUCAAACCUUGAUGAAAUUUUGUCCAUGGCUUCUGGGGUCAUAAAAGGAACCUUAAAAAUGUUAGUUUCCCUCUGCGCCAAGUUCUGGGCUCUCAAAAUUUCAGAAAUUGCCAACUUUUUUUUCGUUGAAAAAUUUGUAAAUCUGGAAGGUCUUCCAGUUUUACAAAUCCAUAAACAUCGAGCCAAAUUUUAUGAUUUUAGGCUUAAAAUGAUUGAAAUUCAUUUGUUGAGCAUUUAUUGAGUACUGUCUAAAAAAAAUUAUAUUUUUUUGAGCAAAUUUUUUUUCGUUCAAAAAUUUGUAAAUCUGGAAGGUCUUCCAGUUUUACAAAUCCAUCAAUUUCGAACCAAAUUUCAAUAUUUUAGGCUUAAAAUGAUUGAAAUUCAUUUGUUGAGCAUUUAUUGAGUACUCUCCAAAGAAAAUUAUAUUUUUUUGAUCAACUUUUUUUUCGUCAAAAAUUUGUAAAUCUGGAAGGUCUUCCAGUUUUACAAAUCCAUCAUCUUCGAACCAAAUUUCAAGAUUUUAGGCUUAAAAUGAUUGAAAUUCAUUUGUUGAGCAUUUAUUGAGUACUGUCUAAAGAACAUUAUAUUUUUUUGAGCAAAUUUUUUUUCGUUCAAAAAUUUGUAAAUCUGGAAGGUCUUCCAGUUUUACAAAUGCAUCAUUUUCUAACCAAAUUUCAAGAUUUUAGGCUUAAAAUGAUUGAAAUUCAUUUGUUGAGCAAUUAUUGAGUACUGUCUAAAGAAAAUUAUAUUUUUUUGAGCAACUUUUUUUCGUCAAAAAUUUGUAAAUCUGGAAGGUCUUCCAGUUUUACAAAUCCAUCAUUUUCUAACCAAAUUUCAAGAUUUUAGGCUUAAAAUGAUUGAAAUUCAUUUGUUGAGCAAUUAUUGAGUACUGUCUAAAGAAAAUAUUAUAUUUUUUUGAUCAACUUUUUUUCGUCAAAAAUUUGUAAAUCUGGAAGGUCUUCCAGUUUUACAAAUCCAUCAUUUUCGAACCAAAUUUCAAGAUUUUAGGCUUAAAAUGAUUGAAAUUCAUUUGUUGAGCAUUUAUUGAGUACUGUCUAAAGAACAUUAUAUUUUUUGAGCAAAUUUUUUUUCGUUCAAAAAUUUGUAAAUCUGGAAGGUCUUCCAGUUUUACAAAUGCAUCAUUUUCUAACCAAAUUUCAAGAUUUUAGGCUUAAAAUGAUUGAAAUUCAUUUGUUGAGCAAUUAUUGAGUACUGUCUAAAGAAAAUUAUAUUUUUUUGAGCAACUUUUUUUUUCGUCAAAAAUUUGUAAAUCUGGAAGGUCUUCCAGUUUUACAAAUCCAUCAUUUUCUAACCAAAUUUCAAGAUUUUAGGCUUAAAAUGAUUGAAAUUCAUUUGUUGAGCAAUUAUUGAGUACUGUCUAAAGAAAAUAUUAUAUUUUUUUGAUCAACUUUUUUUCGUCAAAAAUUUGUAAAUCUGGAAGGUCUUCCAGUUUUACAAAUCCAUCAUUUUCGAACCAAAUUUCAAGAUUUUAGGCUUAAAAUGAUUGAAAUUCAUUUGUUGAGCAAUUAUUGAGUACUGUCUAAAGAAAAUAUUAUAUUUUUUUGAGCAACUUUUUUUCGUCAAAAAUUUGUAAAUCUGGAAGGUCUUCCAGUUUUACAAAUGCAUCAUUUUCUAACCAAAUUUCAAGAUUUUAGGCUUAAAAUGAUUGAAAUUCAUUUGUUGAGCAAUUAUUGAGUACUGUCUAAAGAAAAUAUUAUAUUUUUUUGAUCAACUUUUUUCGUCAAAAAUUUGUAAAUCUGGAAGGUCUUCCAGUUUUACAAAUCCAUCAUUUUCGAACCAAAUUUCAAGAUUUUAGGCUUAAAAUGAUUGAAAUUCAUUUGUUGAGCAAUUACUGAGUACUGUCUAAAGAAAAUAUUAUAUUUUUUUGAUCAACUUUUUUUUCGUCAAAAAUUUGUAAAUCUGGAAGGUCUUCCAGUUUUACAAAUGCAUCAUUUUCUAACCAAAUUUCAAGAUUUUAGGCUUAAAAUGAUUGAAAUUCAUUUGUUGAGCAAUUAUUGAGUACUGUCUAAAGAACAUUAUAUUUUUUUGAGCAACUUUUUUUUCGUCAAAAAUUUGUAAAUCUGGAAGGUCUUCCAGUUUUACAAAUGCAUCAUUUUCUAACCAAAUUUCAAGAUUUUAGGCUUAAAAUGAUUGAAAUUCAUUUGUUGAGCAAUUAUUGAGUACUGUCUAAAGAAAAUAUUAUAUUUUUUUGAUCAACUUUUUUUCGUCAAAAAUUUGUAAAUCUGGAAGGUCUUCCAGUUUUACAAAUCCAUCAUUUUCGAACCAAAUUUCAAGAUUUUAGGCUUAAAAUGAUUGAAAUUCAUUUGUUGAGCAAUUAUUGAGUACUGUCUAAAGAAAAUAUUAUAUUUUUUUGAUCAACUUUUUUUCGUCAAAAAUUUGUAAAUCUGGAAGGUCUUCCAGUUUUACAAAUCCAUCAUUUUCGAACCAAAUUUCAAGAUUUUAGGCUUAAAAUGAUUGAAAUUCAUUUGUUGAGCAAUUAUUGAGUACUGUCUAAAGAAAAUAUUAUAUUUUUUUGAGCAACUUUUUUUUCGUCAAAAAUUUGUAAAUCUGGAAGGUCUUCCAGUUUUACAAAUCCAUCAUUUUCGAACCAAAUUUCAAGAUUUUAGGCUUAAAAUGAUUGAAAUUCAUUUGUUGAGCAAUUAUUGAGUACUGUCUAAAGAAAAUUAUAUUUUUGAGCAACUUUUUUCGUCAAAAAUUUGUAAAUCUGGAAGGUCUUCCAGUUUUACAAAUCCAUCAUUUUCGAACCAAAUUUCAAGAUUUUAGGCUUAAAAUGAUUGAAAUUCAUUUGUUGAGCAUUUAUUGAGUACUGUCUAAAGAACAUUAUAUUUUUUUGAGCAAAUUUUUUUUCGUUCAAAAAUUUGUAAAUCUGGAAGGUCUUCCAGUUUUACAAAUGCAUCAUUUUCUAACCAAAUUUCAAGAUUUUAGGCUUAAAAUGAUUGAAAUUCAUUUGUUGAGCAAUUAUUGAGUACUGUCUAAAGAAAAUUAUAUUUUUUUGAGCAACUUUUUUUUCGUCAAAAAUUUGUAAAUCUGGAAGGUCUUCCAGUUUUACAAAUCCAUCAUUUUCUAACCAAAUUUCAAGAUUUUAGGCUUAAAAUGAUUGAAAUUCAUUUGUUGAGCAAUUAUUGAGUACUGUCUAAAGAAAAUAUUAUAUUUUUUUGAUCAACUUUUUUCGUCAAAAAUUUGUAAAUCUGGAAGGUCUUCCAGUUUUACAAAUCCAUCAUUUUCUAACCAAAUUUCAAGAUUUUAGGCUUAAAAUGAUUGAAAUUCAUUUGUUGAGCAAUUAUUGAGUACUGUCUAAAGAAAAUAUUAUAUUUUUUUGAUCAACUUUUUUCGUCAAAAAUUUGUAAAUCUGGAAGGUCUUCCAGUUUUACAAAUCCAUCAUUUUCGAACCAAAUUUCAAGAUUUUAGGCUUAAAAUGAUUGAAAUUCAUUUGUUGAGCAAUUAUUGAGUACUGUCUAAAGAAAAUAUUAUAUUUUUUUGAUCAACUUUUUUUCGUCAAAAAUUUGUAAAUCUGGAAGGUCUUCCAGUUUUACAAAUCCAUCAUUUUCGAACCAAAUUUCAAGAUUUUAGGCUUAAAAUGAUUGAAAUUCAUUUGUUGAGCAAUUAUUGAGUACUGUCUAAAGAAAAUAUUAUAUUUUUUUGAGCAACUUUUUUUUCGUCAAAAAUUUGUAAAUCUGGAAGGUCUUCCAGUUUUACAAAUGCAUCAUUUUCUAACCAAAUUUCAAGAUUUUAGGCUUAAAAUGAUUGAAAUUCAUUUGUUGAGCAAUUAUUGAGUACUGUCUAAAGAAAAUAUUAUAUUUUUUUGAUCAACUUUUUUUCGUCAAAAAUUUGUAAAUCUGGAAGGUCUUCCAGUUUUACAAAUCCAUCAUUUUCGAACCAAAUUUCAAGAUUUUAGGCUUAAAAUGAUUGAAAUUCAUUUGUUGAGCAAUUAUUGAGUACUGUCUAAAGAAAAUAUUAUAUUUUUUUGAGCAACUUUUUUUUUUCGUCAAAAAUUUGUAAAUCUGGAAGGUCUUCCAGUUUUACAAAUCCAUCAUUUUCUAACCAAAUUUCAAGAUUUUAGGCUUAAAAUGAUUGAAAUUCAUUUGUUGAGCAAUUAUUGAGUACUGUCUAAAGAAAAUAUUAUAUUUUUUUGAUCAACUUUUUUUUCGUCAAAAAUUUGUAAAUCUGGAAGGUCUUCCAGUUUUACAAAUCCAUCAUUUUCGAACCAAAUUUCAAGAUUUUAGGCUUAAAAUGAUUGAAAUUCAUUUGUUGAGCAAUUAUUGAGUACUGUCUAAAGAAAAUAUUAUAUUUUUUUGAUCAACUUUUUUUCGUCAAAAAUUUGUAAAUCUGGAAGGUCUUCCAGUUUUACAAAUCCAUCAUUUUCGAACCAAAUUUCAAGAUUUUAGGCUUAAAAUGAUUGAAAUUCAUUUGUUGAGCAAUUAUUGAGUACUGUCUAAAGAAAAUAUUAUAUUUUUUUGAGCAACUUUUUUCGUCAAAAAUUUGUAAAUCUGGAAGGUCUUCCAGUUUUACAAAUCCAUCAUUUUCGAACCAAAUUUCAAGAUUUUAGGCUUAAAAUGAUUGAAAUUCAUUUGUUGAGCAAUUAUUGAGUACUGUCUAAAGAAAAUAUUAUAUUUUUUUGAGCAACUUUUUUUCGUCAAAAAUUUGUAAAUCUGGAAGGUCUUCCAGUUUUACAAAUCCAUCAUUUUCGAACCAAAUUUCAAGAUUUUAGGCUUAAAAUGAUUGAAAUUCAUUUGUUGAGCAAUUAUUGAGUACUGUCUAAAGAAAAUAUUAUAUUUUUUUGAGCAACUUUUUUUCGUCAAAAAUUUGUAAAUCUGGAAGGUCUUCCAGUUUUACAAAUCCAUCAUUUUCGAACCAAAUUUCAAGAUUUUAGGCUUAAAAUGAUUGAAAUUCAUUUGUUGAGCAAUUAUUGAGUACUGUCUAAAGAAAAUUAUAUUUUUUUGAGCAACUUUUUUUCGUCAAAAAUUUGUAAAUCUGGAAGGUCUUCCAGUUUUACAAAUCCAUCAUUUUCGAACCAAAUUUCAAGAUUUUAGGCUUAAAAUGAUUGAAAUUCAUUUGUUGAGCAUUUAUUGAGUACUGUCUAAAGAACAUUAUAUUUUUUUGAGCAAAUUUUUUCGUUCAAAAAUUUGUAAAUCUGGAAGGUCUUCCAGUUUUACAAAUGCAUCAUUUUCUAACCAAAUUUCAAGAUUUUAGGCUUAAAAUGAUUGAAAUUCAUUUGUUGAGCAAUUAUUGAGUACUGUCUAAAGAAAAUUAUAUUUUUUUGAGCAACUUUUUUUCGUCAAAAAUUUGUAAAUCUGGAAGGUCUUCCAGUUUUACAAAUGCAUCAUUUUCUAACCAAAUUUCAAGAUUUUAGGCUUAAAAUGAUUGAAAUUCAUUUGUUGAGCAAUUAUUGAGUACUGUCUAAAGAAAAUAUUAUAUUUUUUUGAUCAACUUUUUUUCGUCAAAAAUUUGUAAAUCUGGAAGGUCUUCCAGUUUUACAAAUCCAUCAUUUUCGAACCAAAUUUCAAGAUUUUAGGCUUAAAAUGAUUGAAAUUCAUUUGUUGAGCAAUUAUUGAGUACUGUCUAAAGAAAAUAUUAUAUUUUUUUGAUCAACUUUUUUCGUCAAAAAUUUGUAAAUCUGGAAGGUCUUCCAGUUUUACAAAUGCAUCAUUUUCUAACCAAAUUUCAAGAUUUUAGGCUUAAAAUGAUUGAAAUUCAUUUGUUGAGCAAUUAUUGAGUACUGUCUAAAGAACAUUAUAUUUUUUUGAGCAACUUUUUUUUCGUCAAAAAUUUGUAAAUCUGGAAGGUCUUCCAGUUUUACAAAUGCAUCAUUUUCUAACCAAAUUUCAAGAUUUUAGGCUUAAAAUGAUUGAAAUUCAUUUGUUGAGCAAUUAUUGAGUACUGUCUAAAGAAAAUAUUAUAUUUUUUUGAUCAACUUUUUUUCGUCAAAAAUUUGUAAAUCUGGAAGGUCUUCCAGUUUUACAAAUCCAUCAUUUUCGAACCAAAUUUCAAGAUUUUAGGCUUAAAAUGAUUGAAAUUCAUUUGUUGAGCAAUUAUUGAGUACUGUCUAAAGAAAAUAUUAUAUUUUUUUGAUCAACUUUUUUUUUUCGUCAAAAAUUUGUAAAUCUGGAAGGUCUUCCAGUUUUACAAAUCCAUCAUUUUCGAACCAAAUUUCAAGAUUUUAGGCUUAAAAUGAUUGAAAUUCAUUUGUUGAGCAAUUAUUGAGUACUGUCUAAAGAAAAUAUUAUAUUUUUUUGAGCAACUUUUUUCGUCAAAAAUUUGUAAAUCUGGAAGGUCUUCCAGUUUUACAAAUCCAUCAUUUUCGAACCAAAUUUCAAGAUUUUAGGCUUAAAAUGAUUGAAAUUCAUUUGUUGAGCAAUUAUUGAGUACUGUCUAAAGAAAAUUAUAUUUUUUUGAGCAACUUUUUUUCGUCAAAAAUUUGUAAAUCUGGAAGGUCUUCCAGUUUUACAAAUCCAUCAUUUUCGAACCAAAUUUCAAGAUUUUAGGCUUAAAAUGAUUGAAAUUCAUUUGUUGAGCAUUUAUUGAGUACUGUCUAAAGAACAUUAUAUUUUUUUGAGCAACUUUUUUUUCGUCAAAAAUUUGUAAAUCUGGAAGGUCUUCCAGUUUUACAAAUCCAUCAUUUUCGAACCAAAUAUCAAGAUUUUAGGCUUAAAAUGAUUGAAAUUCAUUUGUUGAGCAAUUAUUGAGUACUGUCUAAAGAAAAUUAUAUUUUUUUGAGCAAAUUUUUUUUCGUUCAAAAAUUUGUAAAUCUGGAAGGUCUUCCAGUUUUACAAAUCUAUCAAAUGAAUCUAGAACUUAUGUAAAGCUUACAUUUAGGAUCAGUGAGAUUCCAAUUAACAUUUUUUUUUUCAAAUCUUUUUUAGAGAUUUAUAAACUUUCAAAACCUUAACCCUUUAGAUUUUUCAUAUGAUCUUCUCCUAAAAACCAAUCCAUUUUACCAACCGUAGAAAAAAUAUCAUGUCAGACUGAAAUUGAUUUUUCAUCUUAAAAACAAACUGAGAAUGCCAAGAAGCCUUUUUCCAGGAAUUUGUCGUCUGCAAUUGUCCGGAAUGUUCAGGAAUCAUCAAAACUGAUGUGGUAUUCUUUGGUGAUUUUGUGCCUCGAACAAUCGUUGAUUUUUGCCAUGAAAAAGUUGAUGAAUGUGAUGCGAUUCUAGUCCUUGGAUCAUCUCUUUCAGUUAUGUCUAGUUAUCGAUUUGUUCAUCAGGUAUUUUCAAUUUUUUUUUCAAAAAAAUCAUGUUUUUUCCAGGCAAAUCUGCAAAACAAGCCAAUCUACAUUGUCAAUAUUGGUCCAACAAGAGCUGACAAAAUAGCUACAAUGAAAUUAGAUUUUAAAAUUUCCGAUGUUAUUGCUCAUAUUUGA